Fundulus heteroclitus (mummichog) is the source of this 2813-nucleotide messenger RNA. RefSeq names its product G2/M phase-specific E3 ubiquitin-protein ligase. The transcript has 15 exons. Gene Ontology annotation, cellular component: nucleus. Lineage: Eukaryota; Metazoa; Chordata; Actinopteri; Cyprinodontiformes; Fundulidae. Gene Ontology annotation, molecular function: ubiquitin-protein transferase activity. Bases 93 to 2180 code for a protein of 695 amino acids. The record is from RefSeq and is a predicted model, not a curated record.
CGUUUGCAGAGGGCCGUCUUUCCUUACUGUGAAACCAGGGAGGUUUUAAAGAGAAGGAUCUGUGGACUUGACGGUGGUUUUGUUGGGGCAGGAUGAAGCUGUGCGACAAAAGGUCUGUGCUGCUGGCCAUCACAGAAAAUAUCGAGAUGAGGCUUUUCUCCUCAGAGGAAGAACAUGUGGUCAUGACAACACAGGAGAAAAAGGAGGAAAACACCUUUGAACAGAGGUACAGGUAUCUGGAGCAUCCUCUGGCCCCCGACCCCCAGGAGGAUGAAGACCCUCCAGUCGAGCUGCAGCCAAGGCAGCAGGCAGUGCCCAGAACUAAACCCCCAGUCUGUGAGGACCCCCUUCACUGCUGCCCCAUCAGCGACGCAACAGACGAUACAGACAUCGAGAUGGAGUCUUUCCCACCCAUCAGACUUUCCGACAUUGAGCUGGUGGAGAUAAAAUCCAGCGAUCCUCCUGCUGCUUCCCUGCCAUCCCCCCAAAAAGCUCGUCACGUUAAAUGGAAGAAAUUGACUCCACAGAAGGUCAGACAUGUAGUUAAAGACGUGAUCUGUCUACCGAGAGAGCACUACGUCGCACAGCUGGAGGGAAUACAAAUAACUCCGCAUCAAGCUGCCCUGGCAGACAUGGGACUGACGGCUCGCAUCACGGUCGACUCCAGCUGGUCGGCUGAUCAGAUGGAGAGUCGCCUGGCGUUGCUUUUCCAUCGGCAGUUUGUAAGGAAGCCAGGACAAAGGUUCUCCUUCACAUAUCUGCAGAGUGUGCGGAGCUCCAAGGUGCUGUUUGUCCCUGAGACGCCUGCAGAGGGCUGGACCGGAGAGCAAGUACUCCGGAUGAGUGAGCACGGCGCUCUGUAUAUAUUCAGUCAUCACAACUAUGAACAGACACGAUCUGAAAGUCCACUGAGUGAAGCGGCUGUAUUGAACUGGAGAGAUUUAGGGGCAGAGUCCAGCAAAGUGGGUGAAAGUCCACGGGUUGGACAGAACCAGCCUCAUGUCUGCAGGGCUCCAGAGAAGCUCACACUCAACCUGGACACCAUUCUGAGAUUGUUCCGACUAGAAGUCCCAAACGGAGACACGGAAACGCACAUCAAGGUGAGCCGAGACGAGAUCCUCUCCGGCGCUCUGAAGGAGGUGAGGAAACCGGGAUUCUGCUUCAGGUCCAAGCCCGUUAUUUCCUUCAGUGAAGAUGAGAUGGGAAGCCACGAGGAUCCUACCAAAGAGUUCUUCAGGUUGACCCUCCUGGAGCUGCAGCAGAGCUGUGUUUUUGAGGGUCGUCCAGAACGUUUGUUUUUGACCUAUGACCUCACAGCGCUUGACGACAGGAUGUAUUACGAAGCGGGCGUUCUGAUUGGCUGGUCACUGGCUCACGGAGGACCAGGGCCGUGCUUUCUACACCCUGCACUCUACCAGCUGAUGUGUUGUCAAAGUCCAUCUUUUGAGGACUUUAACUGGAGGGACAUCGUUGACCCUGAAGCACAACGCCGACUGCAAGAGCUGCACAGUUGCAGCGAUGUGAAGCAGUUCUCUCCCGGUCUGUGUGACUGGGUGUCAUCCUGUGGAAUCCAUGGCAUCCAUUCAGCUUGUUCCAAUGAGAUACCGGCCAUCUAUGCCCGCCUGGUAAAACACUACAUCUACCACAGGGUGGCCAGCAUGAUCUCCCAGUUUAUUGAGGGGUUAAACAGCUGCGGGGGACUGUGGGACCUGGUAAAGACGCACUGGGAGACGUUUCUGCCCGUAAUGACGAGUAAAGAGCAGCGAGCUGUGAGCCUGGAGGAGUUCAAGCAGCUCUUCACCUUCUGCUUCAGCGAUCCAGACUCUGGGCUAAGGGCGGCUGAGGAGGCCACGGCGGCUCACUGGGAAACAGUCCUCACCAUGGUCAGCGAUGGCGAGGCAUAUUUUUCCUUUGAAGACCUCCUCCUCUUCAUCACAGGAGUGGAUCACCUGCCUCCACUGGGUUUCCCUAACCUGAUCUCUCUGCGUUUUUACUCACAGGACACGAGCUCAUUGGACAGGAAUCUGCCCCACGCUUUCCAGGAAUCUUUGGAUCUCUUUCUGCCGAGGGGAAUUCCAGAGGCCUUGGACCUGUUGGUGCUGUUGAACAGGGCUUUACACAGAGCUCUGGAGCAAAGACUUUUCCAGCAGAUGGAGAUGGAAUCGUUCCUGAAGUUGUGACAUGAUUUAUAAAAGAGAAGACCUAAACAGUUAUUUUACUGCAUGCAUGUGGCUUACAGGGAGUGUCUGCUCAACAUUGGGAGUUUUAUGAUUUAAUACAUUAUUAUAACAGCUGUUUCCAUUAUUUAAUUAGUCUUAUGUGAUAAUUUCUUUUAAAAUCUUAAGAAUUUCUGUUGUUCAAUAUGAGAUGUUGGAUUUUACUGAGAAAUUGACAAAGUGCCCUAUUGCUGUUUUUUUAUGUUUUGGGUUUUAUCCAUUUGGAUUCCCUGGUGUUUUAACCAACCAUAGAUGAGAAUUCCAGUCAUGCAUCUCCAAAAUAAAUUACAGUCAAGUCAUUUAUGUACAACAUCAAUCUCAAAAUGUACAGUAAUACACAUUUCACAAAACUGUCACAAGACCAUUUGAAAAUGGUUUAGUGACAGUUUUAUGCUUUUAUUUUGUUUUUCAUUUUUGUUUUUAACUUCAUUAAAUGUACAUUUAAUGAUAUACUUGUAUUAAUGUCAAAGUUUCAGACAUGCAUUAAAGUAAAAUUAAGGUAAAUUAAUUAGCAGUUUGUACAAAUAUUUUAUCAUAUCUUACAAAUGAACGUCACAGCACUUGAGAAUGUUGGAAAUACAUUUUGGGUCAAGUUUG